This is a messenger RNA of Pleurotus ostreatus (oyster mushroom), 672 nucleotides long. Its product is annotated as Vacuolar protein-sorting-associated protein 28. The transcript is spliced from 6 exons. Gene Ontology annotation, cellular component: ESCRT I complex. Bases 1 to 672 code for a protein of 223 amino acids. Gene Ontology annotation, biological process: protein transport to vacuole involved in ubiquitin-dependent protein catabolic process via the multivesicular body sorting pathway. Lineage: Eukaryota; Fungi; Basidiomycota; Agaricomycetes; Agaricales; Pleurotaceae. Gene Ontology annotation, molecular function: protein-containing complex binding. The record is from RefSeq and is a predicted model, not a curated record.
AUGCAGCUCCUUCCCACCUCCAUGGCAUCGGGACAACUUUCACUAGACGAAGAAGCCAGAUUAUACUCUACCAACUCGGAGAGAGAGAAAUACAAUCUCCAAGCGACUCUCUUUGGCAUCAUCGUUGCACUGGACUACCUUGAACGCGCUUACGUCCGUGAUUCCAUUACCGCAGCAGAAUAUUCUCCAGCAUGCACGAGGCUCCUCUCUCAGUACAAGACCAUGCUGAAGUUGGUAGGGGACGACGUACCAUCAACAGAGGAAUUCAUGAAGAGAUAUAACAUGGACAACCCAGCAGCACUGCACAGGGUAAAAGUCGGUGUCCCGGCCACGGUUGAACAUUCCAGUGAAGCGGGCCCUGAGACGGCGAAGUGGGUGGCAGAAACAACCCAGAACUUCAUCACGUUUAUGGAUGCUCUUAAACUACGAUUACGGGCCAAGGAUCAACUGCAUCCUAUGCUGCAAGAACUUGUGACUAGCUACGCUCGCUUCAAGGGCAGUAAAGACUGGGAGGGCCGAAGUAGAAUGGUUGGCUGGUUAAUCACCUUGAACGGAAUGAAGGCAUCGGAGGAGAUUACGGAAGAUCAAGCCCGGCAGUUAUCUUUCGAUAUCGAACAUGCGUACGCGGAAUUCUUCCGGAGUCUAAGUGGGAGUAAGGACGAUGGUUCAUAA